Myiozetetes cayanensis is the source of this 1152-nucleotide messenger RNA. It is a transcript of the gene RHOV, whose product is annotated as ras homolog family member V. The record is from RefSeq and is a predicted model, not a curated record. Lineage: Eukaryota; Metazoa; Chordata; Aves; Passeriformes; Tyrannidae. The transcript has 3 exons. The coding region runs from base 1 to 696 and encodes 231 amino acids. Gene Ontology annotation, molecular function: GTP binding; GTPase activity. Gene Ontology annotation, biological process: small GTPase-mediated signal transduction.
AUGCCUCCCCAGGAGCUUCUGGAUUACGCGCCCGCCCUGCGGAGACACAGCCCGCCCCGGAGCAGCGGCCCGGAGCUGGGCAUCAAGUGCGUGCUGGUGGGCGAUGGCGCCGUGGGCAAGACCAGCCUGGUGGUCAGCUACACCACCAACGGGUACCCCGACGAGUACCAGCCCACCGCCCUCGACACCUUCUCCGUGCAGGUCCUUGUGGAUGGAGCCCCAGUCCGGAUUCAGCUGUGGGACACUGCUGGACAGGAGGACUUUGACUGUUUGCGCUCUCUUUGUUACCCUGACACCGACGUCUUCCUUGUCUGCUUCAGUGUGGUAAACCCAAGCUCGUUCCAAAAUAUUACUGAGAAGUGGAUUCCUGAGAUACGAACUCACAACCCCCGGGCACCGGUGCUGCUAGUGGGGACACAGGCAGACUUGCGGGACGAUGUCAAUGUCCUCAUCAGCCUGGAUCGCUACCAUGUGAAACCUGUGCCACGGCCUCAGGCAGAAGGUCUAGCUGACAAAAUCCGGGCUGAAGCCUACCUGGAAUGCUCAGCACUGACUCAAAAGAACCUCAAAGAAGUUUUUGACAUGGCCAUUGUCAGUGGUGUUGAGCACAAAGCCCGUCAGGAAAAGAAGAUGACCGCCAAAGGCAUCAAGACUCUCUCCAAGUGCCGCUGGAAGAAGUUCUUUUGCUUUGUCUGAAGCUGCUUUAAAGGAAGGGAAGAGAAACACCUCAUGCCAGUACUGGCUCUGCACCUUCUUGGAGUGACUGCUCCUAUGGCCCCAGCAAGGAGGGUAUGAUAAGCUGCUGGGCUUGGAAACCUGUCUCUUGCUGGGUACAGUAUCAGAUGCCUAGGAGACAUGAACUAGAUUGCCGUUGUGCCAAGAUGUAGAAUGGUCCAGGCAGCUAUAAUACCUGCUGGACAUGUCUGUAGUGUCACAGACUAAAGGGAGCCUUUAAUACAUGAAGACUCAGUACCCCAGAACAGGCAGGCUCCUUACAUUGUUCAAAAUGACCAGUUUCCUGUUUGAAGCUCAAACACUUUUGGAGUUCUGGUGAAGCAUAAUAAAUGUGGGGGACUUUUGAAAUCGGCCUGUGUUUUGGCUGAUUUACAGGCUUGGCAGAGAUUAGGGCAGGGGUGACUGCAAUGUGGUCAG